AUGCCAGGUCUAGAAUCUGAAAACAGGGGCCGAAACGACAUGAUGGGAGCUGGAGCCGAGACGGUAAAAGAGAUCAGCCAGCCUGCCGUGGCCUACCUUGCUUCGGUUGAGCCAUCCUUUUCAGCCUGCCUCACGUUACUUCGCGCCUCGAGAUGCAGCUACGUCUGCGAGGUUGCGACAUGCGGCGGAGUGAAGGAACCCGCACACCGCGAAAAGAAGGAGCCCACCCAGCCGCUGGCUGCACCUGCCACCGACCGCACCGCACCCGCACCUACCGCACCACCGCACCGCAUCGCCGUCCGCCCCUCCGCAGGUUCUCGACCCGUCGCAUCGUCCCACGGCCGUCGCUCUUUCCCUCCCAUUCAGUGUCCUUCCUAUCCAAUCAUUCCCAUUCGUUCCAGCCCAUCUACCACCUCAAUUUCCAGGGCAGGUUGCGAGAAGAACACCUCCCACCACUAUAUCAGAGCAUCAGGCCGCUUCCGAAAGUACCGCUGCUGCCCCGCACAGGAACGCCUGACGCCGUCGCACGCCCCAGGACUGAACCCCGAAAGCCCCAAGCUUACUGAACUCCCUUCACCCCUGGCUCGCUAG
Molecule: messenger RNA, 591 nt
Organism: Colletotrichum costaricense
Lineage: Eukaryota; Fungi; Ascomycota; Sordariomycetes; Glomerellales; Glomerellaceae
Exons: 3
Coding region: 1-591 (196 amino acids)
Source: RefSeq, a predicted model, not a curated record